AGCAGCGCUCCGGGAGCCUUGCAGCAGCGUCUCUCCAGUUAGAGCGGAGGGGGGAGAGAAGAAAGAGGAGACUAAGACAGAGGUGCAGGCAUCUGUGCCGCGGCUCGGGGCUGAGGAAGAGGAGCGGCGGCGGCGGCAGGGAGGAAGAAGAGGCGAGGAGCCCUCCCGGAGCCGUCCGUCGGCAGCGGGGGACGCGACAUGCGGUUGUCCGGAGGCAGUGGGCUUUUCUCAGGAGGGAGAUGGGGAGCUGCGAUCUGACCAUGCCUGGGUGAGAGGGGCAAAGGACCAGUCGCGCAGCCCUGCCACCACCAACUAUCACCACUACCACCACCACCAUCUCCUCUCCCUCCUCCUCUCUCUGCGUUAUUGCUCUUAUCUUCUCCACGGCACUCCGCGUUGGAUGGACUGGGGCUGCUUCUUGUAGUGAGACCAAGGUAGAGCCACCGGCGAAAAUCAACAUUAUCUCAGAGGAAGAACAAGAAGGAAGAAAGAAAGAAGAGGGAGAAAAAGAGAGGGAGGAGAGUGGAAGAGGGAGAGAGCGAAAGAGCGAGAGAGAGAAGGGAAGGCAGACAAGAAAAUCCCCCCAAUCUUUUAAGUCAAUGCAUAUUGUGGUGACACUGGCAAAGGAGCCCUCACGGUGGAGUCGGCCAGGGCUGUGCGUUCCCAAAAUAUGACCAGGGGUGCUUGGAUGUGUAGUCGGCAGUAUGAUGACGGCUUAAAAAUCUGGUUCGCACCCCGGGAGAACGAGAAACCCUUCACGGAUUCAGAGAGGGCUCAGAAAUGGCGACUGUCCCUGGCAUCGCUCUUGUUUUUCACGGUCCUGCUCUCUGAUCACUUGUGGUUCUGCGCCGAGGCCAAAUUCACGGGGACCGGAGAGAAGGAGCAGCCGCCGCCCGAGAAGCCGGAGCCCGCGGAGCCGGAGCUGCUGGCGGGCAUGGGGGAGCCGGCGCCCCCCGCGCCCCGGCUCCUCGCCCCCCCCUCGCCCUCCCUCCCGCCCUCCCCCGGCAGCAGCGGUGGCGGCAGCCGCGGCAGCCGCAACAACGGCACCGAGCCCCGGCACGGCAAAGCUGCUUUCCUAGGGAACUCCACCACCAGGCCCCUGGAGACGUGUCCCCCCCCGGGGUCCUCGUCCGGGCAGUGCUUCAGCGUGGGGGACGCGGAGGCGGUGUGCCGGCCGCGCAGGGGGUCGGGGCCGCCGCCGGGCGCGGGGCAGAGCCCGGCGCCCGGCUGGGACCUGACGGAUUUUUACCUUUCCUUUUGUAAUUCCUACACACUUUGGGAGUUGUUUGCCGGGUUGUCCAAUCCGGACACUUUGAACUGCAGUCUGGAUGUGGUGCUGAGGGGGGAAGGCUCCUGCAGCCAGUGCGUCCAGGCUUACCAGCGCUACGACCAGCACGCUCAGGAGAAAUACGAAGAGUUUGAGGUUAUGCUCCAGAAAUAUUUACAGUCGGAUGAGUACUCGGUGAAAUCGUGUCCUGAGGAUUGUAAGAUUGUCUACAAAGCCUGGCUGUGUUCCCAGUAUUUUGAAGUCACACAGUUUCACUGCAACAACAGAAUUCCUUGCAAGCAAUACUGUUUGGAGGUUCAAACGAGGUGUCCCUUUAUAUUACCAGACAACGAUGAUGUCAUCUACGGAGGACUAUCAAGUUUCAUCUGUACAGGGCUCUAUGAAAACUAUCCAACCAAUGCAGAACCAGAAUGCUGUGAUGUCAGAUGGGGACUAUUAUCAGAUCAUCAAUCCAAAGGGACUAUAAAAACAAGUGGCUCAACAAUGUGUCACAGGACAUCGCUCACAGUUUCAUCAGCAUCAAGACUGUGUAACAGCAGACUUAAACUGUGUGUUCUUGUAUUAAUUCUCUUACAUACAGUACUUACAGUCUCAGCAGCACAGAACUCAACAGGACUGGGCUUUGGAGGCAUAACAACUUUGGAAGAUAAUUCAACCAAUGAGGAAUAAAAGAAAGGAUUCAUUUUACAUGAUAGAAACACAACAGGCCCAAAUGACUACAGUCAAAAACAGCAAAGACUGAGUGCUUUACCCUCAGAUCUCUUCUUGAAUGACCUUUUGGAUAAAAUGAAAAGGAUGGGCCACUACCCAAACAAGGACACAUGAACACAGCUUUUUAUUGACUAAAAGGCUGUUUGGUGACUUAAAUUUCUCACACCAUUUUAUACACUGUGUUUUAAUGUUUGGAGUUUCUUUUUUUGUUUGUUUUUUUGCACUUGUUAAUACAGGAUUUUAUUUUUGGGACGGUUUAUCAAAGCUAAAUUAAGUCUUUUCUCUGUCAAUAUCUUUCUAGUCAUUGUGUGUGUUCAUCUGAUAGUUCUGUCUUUUAUGU
Lepidothrix coronata (blue-crowned manakin) is the source of this 2339-nucleotide messenger RNA. It is a transcript of the gene NALF1, whose product is annotated as family with sequence similarity 155 member A. The transcript has 3 exons. The record is from RefSeq and is a predicted model, not a curated record. Bases 671 to 1957 code for a protein of 428 amino acids. Gene Ontology annotation, biological process: calcium ion import across plasma membrane. Gene Ontology annotation, molecular function: stretch-activated, monoatomic cation-selective, calcium channel activity. NCBI's taxonomy places the organism in Eukaryota, Metazoa, Chordata, Aves, Passeriformes, Pipridae. Gene Ontology annotation, cellular component: plasma membrane.